Echinostoma caproni is the source of this 888-nucleotide messenger RNA. NCBI's taxonomy places the organism in Eukaryota, Metazoa, Platyhelminthes, Trematoda, Plagiorchiida, Echinostomatidae. The record is from the annotation of a GenBank genome assembly.
AUGCUUCAUUUGAGCUUAGAACUUAUACGCCAACUUCGUCAUUCAGACCUCCAACAUUUUUUCACCAUCUCUCACAUUGAUUUACAGGUUCCAAUUGUGGCUCUUGCUCUGUUUGGAACUUUUGCCGCGGUUCUCACGUUCCUGUGCGAUAUCCACAUCCUGGCUGAUUUUCUCAGCAUCGGCACAUUGAUUGCCUACACAAUUGUUGCAGUGGAUGUAUGUAUUUUACGGUACUGCCAACCGCAACUGUACUCCAGUGGUUGGACAGAAAUCGAGUCCUCUGAAGCCGGACUGGAUAGUGAGUCCGGUAAUGAUGAGAAAAUUCGGGAGACUAACGAGUCCGAACUGAACGAGUGGCCCCACGCAAUUGGGCGGCUUAAAUCUGCAUUUCGUCAUUUGCCAAUCCUACGUGACUCUGCCCCAGGGCGUGCACCGAUUAUCGCUUUACUCCUCUACAUCAUCUGUGCCGCUUGUCUGGCCAGUCUGGCCUUACCCGGAAUGCAAUACGUUCAGGAGGCUCGUUGGUGGGCUAUCUUAGCCGUGAUUGUGUUCCUUAUCGGAGCGGUCUUCUUUGUCGUGAUCAUGUAUCUACAUGAACAAAAUAAAGCGUUUGACAGUUUCAAGGUGCCAUUUGUGCCCUUCAUCCCGUGCUUGUGUAUUUUCCUCAACUUCUGUCUAAUUGUCAAGUUGUCCCCCAUGACUUGGAUUCGCUUUGUGAUAUGGCUUCUCAUUGGUCUAAUGAUCUACUUUGCCUAUGGCUGGAGACACAGUAUCCAUGCGACAGAACCUGGUGAGAAAGGCCGACUAAUCGAGGAUGCUGGAGUAUCAGAUGUGCCGAAUGUGAUAGAGCCUUCCACAAGCGACACGAUUCCUGCCAGUGCUGAGUAA